Messenger RNA from Macroventuria anomochaeta, 1086 nucleotides. Its product is annotated as alcohol dehydrogenase-like protein. Lineage: Eukaryota; Fungi; Ascomycota; Dothideomycetes; Pleosporales; Didymellaceae. The record is from RefSeq and is a predicted model, not a curated record. The transcript has a single exon. Gene Ontology annotation, biological process: alcohol metabolic process. Gene Ontology annotation, molecular function: alcohol dehydrogenase (NADP+) activity; zinc ion binding. Bases 1 to 1086 code for a protein of 361 amino acids.
AUGAGUUCUUCGAACGAGUUCCAUGGAUGGCUAGGUCGCGACAACAAAGCCGCCGAGGGCAACAUGACCUGGUCGUCCUUCAAGCCCAAAUCUUUCAGUCCCAUUGACGUCGACAUCAAGAUCUCACAUUGUGGAAUCUGCGGAUCUGACAUCCACACUCUGCGCUCUGGAUGGGGCAAUACACGUUAUCCGGUCUGCGUUGGGCACGAAAUCGUCGGUCAUGUUGUACGCGUUGGCGAUCAAGUGAAACAUCUGAAGUUCGGGGAUAGAGUCGGUGUUGGUGCUCAAGCAUUCUCAUGUCUCGAGUGCGAAGAUUGCAAAGCUGGACUCGAACAGCACUGUGGCAAGAUGAUCGGCACUUACAACGGGAAGUAUCCAGAUGGGAGCUUCAGCAUGGGCGGCUAUGCAGAUUACGCGCGCGUUCCAGCACACUUUACGAUCAAAAUUCCUGCUGGUCUGAAAAGCGAGGAUGCAGCGCCGAUGAUGUGUGGUGGGAUCACAGUCUACUCACCCUUGAAGAAGAAUGGUGCAGGGCCGGGCAAGAGAGUAGGAAUCGUGGGUCUGGGAGGUCUCGGCCAUUUCGGUGUGUUGUUUGCAAAAGCCAUGGGCUGUGAGAAAGUCGUUGCUAUCUCGAGGCGGAGGAACAAGGAAAAGGAUGCGAGAACGAUGGGCGCAACUGACUACAUCGCCACUUCUGAGGAUGAGAAGUGGGCUCGUAAGCACUCGCAAUCCCUCGAUCUUAUCAUUUCGACCGUCAGCUCCCCGGACAUGCCAUUAGAAUCAUACCUGCGACUGCUGACGACCAACGGUACUUUCAUUCAGGUCGGCGCACCAGAAGACAAGCUACCAAGAUUCGGUGCUUACAGUCUCAUUCAAAAAGGUGUGAAGAUUGGUGGCAGUAACAUCGGCAGCCCGAAGGACAUCGAAGAGAUGCUCAACUUUGCUGCUGAGAAGGGUGUGAAGCCGUGGAUCGAACAACGCAACAUGAAAGACGCGAACAAGAGCGUGGUAGAUAUGGAGGAUGGAAAGGCGCGGUACAGGUAUGUGCUUGUCAACGCAGAUCAAGAGGGUCGUGCAAAAUUGUAG